GUAAAUGGGGAUUGAACAGUAGUAUGGAAGAGAAACUGGUGCUCGGUAAUGCUCCAAAGCUGUCGAUAACGUCGACAAAGGUGAACGACUUGGAGCAGUUCGUGUAAAAGCUUCGUGAAAGACCUCCGCCGUUUCGACUUCCGAAGAGAGGAAGAAUGCAUCCUCAGGGCUCUCAAUUCUUACUCCGGCUAGUCAAAACAACUCGGAUGGAUGCAGGGUCCGAUAUCCCGGCACAAAAUUUCUGGUGAUACACAAGGUGAGUAUGGAAACUUCUCCGUUCGGGACUCCCACGAAUAGUUUCGCUGAAACUCCAAGCCACACAUGGAGUGAACGGAACGUAAAGAGCUCAGAAGACAUGGAAUUCAGGCUCCAUCACUUGCAUCAGGAAACAAUGAUAGCAAGUACGAGUUGGAGUUUUACAAAAUCGCUCAAGGGUUCGGAAUACAGGCUGCCUGGUGAGUGGUGCAGUGCACGAUGUCUCUACAGAGCAAAAGCUUCAGGUUGAAAACAACGAAAACACCAAACCGAAUAGAAUUUAGACAUUGUUGAACACAAUGCUGAGAUUUGCUAUUCAAAAGAGAAGCAUCGGCUUCGCUCUACAUUUCAUCACAACCAUGUGCAGGGGCGGAGCCAGGAUUUUUCGAGGUGGGGGGGAGGGAGCAGGUGGUGGCAUGCUGUAGCUCCGCCACUGAUCAUGUGUCUAAUGUCCCUGCGUUUUACGUUCUGUACGUUUUAUGAAAGAGAGGUUGGGACCUAAGAGGGCUACUUAAACGACAGAGAGGCGAAGCCACACACACAGGCUUGGUUGCUCCGCGCCUCAAGGCUUGUGGGGCGGGCCUCAAUCCGAACCCCAUGGCCCAAGGGACGCGAGACUAUAAGAAGAGAUGUGUUUUGAAGAAUGGCACAGUGUAUGGAAAGUGCGCAGAAUCUCCACAGAAUGGAUGGCGGAAAGGACACUCACCGGAUCCCACGUGAGAGACUGGUGGGCGUAACUUCUACAAUUUUGACGUGACUGUUAUUUUCCAACCAGCAUUGCAGUUUCAGUUUAACUACAGUACGCAGAGUUUCUGAGCAGGUGAAAUUUCUGGUUCGCCACUGGAGGUUAGAAUCCUUCAUAUUUGACCGGGUAUAGGCCAGUCAUCGGGUGCGGCCUCACAGCAAUGUGAUUUGGUUUAUACUCUAAGCUCGAUGUCCAGCAAGGUCUCGUGUUGAGUGGGGAUGAAAACCUAGUCUGGACCUGGCGUCUCAGAAGAACAAGUUCUUGAUCAGUAGGUGGAGAGAACUUCAUCUGGAAGCUCCAUGUGUUUCCUGUGUCCAGUUGCACCGUUUAACCUUUUGGCAUGGUAAUAGGUGGCUAGAUAUGUUUCUGAGUGAAGCUCAUUUUACUAUACACAAACUUAUACAAGGUUGAAGCCAAGUCCAUCAAGCUUUCUGUGCAGUCGAGUAUUUUGCAUGAAUUUUCAAUGUCUCGGUAAACGGCUGUGUAUUGUAGAACACGCUUGCAAUUUUUGCAAGUGGAGAAUCAUUAAGCACAUUAUGGAUUAC
Marchantia polymorpha subsp. ruderalis is the source of this 1545-nucleotide messenger RNA. The record is from the annotation of a GenBank genome assembly. Lineage: Eukaryota; Viridiplantae; Streptophyta; Marchantiopsida; Marchantiales; Marchantiaceae.